Perca fluviatilis (European perch) is the source of this 2426-nucleotide messenger RNA. Its product is annotated as G2/M phase-specific E3 ubiquitin-protein ligase-like. The transcript is spliced from 12 exons. The coding region runs from base 1328 to 2260 and encodes 310 amino acids. The record is from RefSeq and is a predicted model, not a curated record. Lineage: Eukaryota; Metazoa; Chordata; Actinopteri; Perciformes; Percidae. Gene Ontology annotation, molecular function: ubiquitin-protein transferase activity.
AUGAUGCAUCGCUAGCACUAAAGUUAGCAUUAACUUAUGUUAGCUUCACACUAGCUGGUGUUUUUACUCUAAUUUCAGUGUCCAGCUCAAGUUUUUUGACUUUAACAGUAGUGGUCUUUGUUAACCUCUGUUUGUCAGAAUGACCAUAACUCGACAGUGGCUGCAGCCGCACAGAGCCUUAUAAAUGUGCUCACACAGAACCUCUCUCAGGGACAGCAAGAGCAAGGAAAAAAGCAGGAACAGGAAUCUUCAUCUGUAGAACAAGAGAUGACCAGAUCUUUUCCUGGAUUUUUCUCAAGAAAAAGUUACCUUGGAAAGUGAAAGAGACAGAGUCCAAAGACCUGUAGCACACCAUAUACAAAACCCUGGAAGCCUUUUAGUUUCUAUGUGUAUCUGUUGAACAUUAAUUCAGAGACAACCCCAAACUCAUCUGAAGAGUCUGAGCUUGCCCAGGCAGGGCUUGGAAAAAGACAUCUCACCAUGUCCAGGGAUAUGAGUCACGAGGAGGUAUUGCAGACAAUUUAUUUAAAAUUUGCACCUAAAUUCUUAUAUUUAAAACAUUCCCUUUCAUUGUAGUGUUAGGCUAUUCUUCAAGCAUCAACACAUCACUUAGUUAUGUUCUCUUAGUUCUUUAGACUACUUCAAAAUGAGUACCCUAAGAUGCAGGGAGUGACAGGAGGUUGGCUACUCUACAAGACUACAGGUGGUCAGGGUAAAAGGAGACUGGUAAUGAUUCCUCCUGACUCUGAUGGAUCCACUGGAACCCUACUUCGCAGUGUUACAGGGGCAGGAAAGGGCACCCUGUAUAUUGUGCCAUUGCAACAUGAGUUUGACCUAACUCCCCUACCUCCAGAUGCCAUUGAAUUCCGAAGCAUGCCAAAAGCACAAUGCCAAACAUGUAAAGUGAUUUUUCCUUUGCACAUUUUGGCCCUUCAUGUUCAAGAGUGCAUGGAGUCUCAGUCAGCAGGAGAGGAUAUUGAGAAAGUUCCAUGUCCUAUCUGUUUCUUGAACUUUACACCACAGUUUGUAGAGAUCCAUGCUAGCAUGUGUGGAGAAAGAAGAAAGGACAAUCUUAAAAUGGCUGAGACAACUGCCGUGAGCCAGGACAAUGGAGAGGAGCACAUCAAAAGUGUUGAUGAUGUAUUGGAUGCCAUUUGUCGAAGAGUUGACGUAGAGAAACAAUUCAACAUCCAAAUCUCAAGAACAAACAUUCUGGAGAGAGGCCUACUGCAGUGGCAACGCCAAAAAAAAAAUUCACCCACUGCUACUCUUUGGGGAGGCAGGAGUGGACACAGGUGCGCUCCGAAAAGAAUUUCUCACAGAACUGAUGGCAGGAAUUGAGAGCCAUUUCUUUGAGGGGCCAGAGCACCAGAGGAGCCCACGAUACUCUCUGACUGACUUUGACAGUGGCCUGUACAAGACUGUUGGAGAGAUUUUGGCAGUUAGUUUGGCACAAGGUGGCCCGGCCCCUGCCUUUUUCAGCCCAUGGACUUACAGUUACCUCUGUAGUGGGCAAAUAAACCCAACUACUCUUAACAGGGAUUCAGUUGCUGAUGUCCAGUUGCAAGGGUUAUUGGACCAGGUUGAAAUGUCAACUGAACAUUCAAUUGAAGGCCUAUCUGAUGAAAUCUUAAAUUGCGGAUAUACUGGAGCUAUAUCCGUGCAAAACAAGGAGUCCAUUGUUCGUGCCAUCAUACUCCAUGCAGUGCUGAGGUUGCAGCCUAUGUUGGAUCAAUUGAGGGAAGGCCUGCAGCUGUAUGACCUUCUUCUGCUAAUUGGGCAGUACCCAGAUAUCUGCCAGCCCCUGUUUGUUCCUGGGGAAGAUGUAAAAGUCAAUGCAGAGUUUGUCAUGGCAUCCAUACUUCCUCAACUGAGUGAGAAAGGGACUUCCAGGCAUCAGAUUGAGCUGGAGAUGAUCAACUUCAUUCAAGACUUCCUUUAUGAAGCUGAAGCUGAGGAUCAGGGGCAUGUAGAUUACCAAGAUGGCCUGCAUUCCAUCACACCUGCCCGGUUUCUACAGUGGAUCACAGGCCAAGGUCACAUUCCACUUCUUCCCUCAGAGAAGAAGGAUUUUGCUGUAACGAUCAAGUUUAACCAUGACUGUAGUGCAGACUUUGGCCAUCACAAUGUAUGUUACCCUGUUGUUUCAGCAUGUGCCAAGAAUAUUGUACUACCUGUCAGACAUAUGAGGCCUUAUGACCAGUUCAAAAAGGUUCUAAUUGAGGCUUUUCAUCUGGGCCAACAGUUUAACAUGGUGUAAAUAUUUAGCACUAGUUGCUACUUUUACUUUUGUUGUGAUUAAUGAGCAUUUCUUAAUACAGUGUUUCAGGACUAAUCAUUCAAGAGUAAACAUUACAUAUUUGUUUAAUGACAGUACUGUAGAGCAUUUCAUACAAAUCUUGCAGGUUCUAAUUAAGGCUUUUCAU